AUGAAAACUUUAAUAUCAGAAUAUCAUAAGAUUAUGGAUCAUCCCUUGGAAAAGAUUACUAUUGGAGUUGAUGAUAGUAAUUUUCAAACUUGGUAUUUUUUAAUUCAUGGAUCAAAACAUACUACAUAUGAAGAUGGAUUAUAUCUUGGAGCUAUUAUAUUCCCUACUGAUUAUCCUAAUGCUGCUCCUGAAUUUCAAAUGAUUAGUCAUAGUGGAAGAUUUGAAACUAGAAGAGCUAUAUGUAUGACUAUGACUGCUUAUCAUACUGAAAGUUGGAAUCCUACAUGGUCAAUGGAGAAGAUUUUAUAUGGAUUUGUAUCAUUUAUGAAUGUUAAUGAAAAUGGUAUUGGAGCUCGAUUUGAUUCUGAUCAAACUCGAACCUUUUAUAAACAAUAUUCGAAACAAUGGUUAUAUCAACGAUGUACUGUGUUUAAAACGAUAUUUCCUUAUGAAUAUCAAAUAUUAGAUGAUGUAUUAAAUCAUGAAUCCUUAAAGAAACUUGUGAAAUAUAUUUUAAAUGAUCCCAUUCAAAAUGGUUUAAGUCGAGGAUUAUUAGUACAACGAUUACAAAUAUUUAAAAGUUAUGAAAAGGAAAUUGAAAUGAAAGUGAAUCAAUUAAAGGAUGAUUUUGAACGAGAUCAAUUUUAUCAUCGAUUUUUCAGUUCAUUUACUACUAAAGCUGAAGUUGAAACAUUAAUUGGAAUUAAAUGUGAAGUUAAUGAUACUUAUGAUUUAUUAAAUCAACUUCGAAAUGGAGAAUAUGAGGAUGAAGAUGAUUUAUUUUCAAAUGAAGAUGAUGAAGAUGAUUUACCUGAGAUUUAUGAUUCAGAUGAGGAGGAGGAGGAGGAGGAGGAGGGAGAUGAUGUUAAUGUUGAAGAAGAGGAAGAUGAUGAAGAUAUGGAAGAGAAGAUUGAUUAG
Molecule: messenger RNA, 918 nt
Organism: Scheffersomyces coipomensis
Lineage: Eukaryota; Fungi; Ascomycota; Pichiomycetes; Serinales; Debaryomycetaceae
Product: ubiquitin-conjugating enzyme/RWD-like protein
Exons: 1
Coding region: 1-918 (305 amino acids)
Source: RefSeq, a predicted model, not a curated record